AUGAAUAACUAGGUUGAAGGAAAGCAAAUAAAUUAGUAAAGUUAGUAAGAUAAAAAAGUUCAAACCAAAGAAACUUAAAAAGUAGAAAAGGUUAUAGAAAUCAAACCAGAAAUUAAAUUCUAUGAAAAACUUGUCAUCAAAGUUUUGAAGCAAGGACAUAUUCCAAAUCACGUAGCAUUUAUUAUGGAUGGUAAUAGGAGAUACGCUACUAAUUAAGGAAAAUAAAAAACUGAGGGGCAUUUUUCAGGAUUUGUUACUUUUAAAAAAUGUUGUGAGUGGUGCUUCCAUUUAGGAGUCAAGGAAAUGACGGUAUUUGCUUUUGCAAUAGAAAAUUUUAAUAGAUCAAAAGAAGAAGUUGAAGUUCUCAUGAAUUUAGCCUAAAAAAGUUUAAGAAAACUUGCAAAUGAUGGAGAAUUUUUAUAAAGAUAUAAUAUCAAAGUGAAGGUUUGUGGAGAUUUAAAAUUGCUUCCAUAAGAAGUGCAACAAUCAAUGCUAGAAAUGGAAGAGUUAACAAAAAAUAAUAAAACUUUACUUUUAAACAUAUGCUUUGCAUAUAACUCACAGAAUGAAAUAGAGAAUUGUUUUUCAUAAAUCAAAAAAUAGGUGGAGGAUAAAAAAUUAGACAUUAAUAAAAUAGAUAACAAGGUCAUAAUGGAAAAUAUGCAUAUAAAAACUUGUCCUGAUAUACUAAUCCGUACUUCCAAUGAAAAUAGAUUAAGCAACUUUUUAACUUACUAAUCAACUAACACGUAAAUUAUUUUUAUCAAAGAAAACUGGCCUGAACUUUCAAUUUUUAGUAUUCUUAAAAUAAUAAUUCAAUACCAACUAUAAUUAUAUAAGUAGAAAUAAAUUUAAAAAUAAAUAGACUCUUGUAUUUGA
This is a messenger RNA of Tetrahymena thermophila SB210, 879 nucleotides long. RefSeq names its product undecaprenyl diphosphate synthase, putative. Lineage: Eukaryota; Ciliophora; Oligohymenophorea; Hymenostomatida; Tetrahymenidae. The record is from RefSeq and is a predicted model, not a curated record. Gene Ontology annotation, cellular component: endoplasmic reticulum. The transcript has 2 exons. Gene Ontology annotation, biological process: polyprenol biosynthetic process.